Messenger RNA from Corylus avellana, 1555 nucleotides. RefSeq lists its product as uncharacterized. The record is from RefSeq and is a predicted model, not a curated record. Lineage: Eukaryota; Viridiplantae; Streptophyta; Magnoliopsida; Fagales; Betulaceae.
CAUCCAAACUCACUGGCAGUGGCAUCAUCAAGAGCAAAGUCCAUUUACAUGCUCUGACAUACCUCCAGGAGUGUCACCAAUGGCAGUUCUAGCACCUGGGUCUUUGUCUCACUCCCCCCUACUAACUUCUAAGUCUUUUGCUCGACGGCCCAUGACGCAUUCAAGCUGUUUCAAUGUCAGUCAAAGGUUGUUUGCAAAUGAGAGUGGACAUUUGUUGGUUUUCCACUUCUCCAGACCCUCAACUUUCAGGACUAGAAGCUUUCAACAGGAUAAUGCAGAGAGUUACGAGGAUGCUAGAUCCGAAGACGUUUUAGAUGAAGAUAGUUUAACUAAUGUGGUGCUUGGAAAUGGGAAUAAUGGACAUAUCGGUUCAGGGAGUUCAUUUCUGGCUAAAAUAGCAAUUGUGCUGGGCAUAGCUGUAAUAGCCACAGUGAUAUCCAUUGGCCUCAAGCAGCCCGUUCUUGGAUCGUCACUUGGAAUUCAGUUUCUGGCUGAAGGUUCAUCCUCUUCAGUAAUGGCUGCAUCCCCUGUUGGUUUUACUUUCAAAGCUUUUGGAUACAGAGUUAUACUUCCAGAAUAUGCACCAGGAUGGAUCUACUUUUGGUUACUUAUGGCUGCUGGAUGUGGACUUUUCAUUAGUGAAGAGGCUCUAAAUAUUUGGGUUGGCAUAACUUUAGCUCGAAUGCUAUCUUUGGAUGGGACGUGGCAAUCUUUUGCUGAAUCUUUCUCAAGAAAUAUUCCAUACAUAACAUCCACAGUUCUGUGGGUCUACUGGGGAGUUUGCAUCAGUGAUCUGAUACCAUUCUAUCUAGGGAAGCUUUUUAGGCAAUCUGGGGCAUCUGAUGAUGUUUGUUCGAGGUUAGGUAUUGGCAAAGAGAAGGCCUUAAGCAUUACUCGCUUGGUGCAAAAAUAUGGCAAUCUCACAGGCUUUGUAGAACGAUUUUCCCUAGGUGUGAGAAAUCCAACAGCUUUCUUGGCAGGGGCCAUGGGCAUAUCGCCAGAGUGCUUCUUUGCUGGAGUCUGUUGUGGUGGCUUGAUCACUCUUCCAAUUCAGGUCAAUUCAGUUCUGUUGCGGAACUUCAUAUUUGCAUGUACAAGUGUGUGUAUGUGGGUUUGUGGGUGGGUGCAUCUGCUUGCAUUACUUCAUAAACAUUUUUUUUUUUGUACAUAUCAAGUUUCCUGUAUUUUUAAUAAGGGAGAGGACAUCCCAUAUGCUGCCAAUUUCCAUGAUUCCCUCAACUACCGACUCUUGCUGAAUGACUAAAAAGGUUUCAAGUCGUGUAGGUUUACAUAGGGGUGACAAUUUGUUUUCGCGUGUCGGGUUCAAGCCGUACCAAGAUAUGAGUAUAAGACUAUAUAGGUUAACCAGAACUUAACUCAUCUAAUUAAACAUAUUAGAUCCUUCAACCAUUACUCGCUAAUUUCUUGUUGGACUCCUAUCGAGUUCUCGGGUCGUGUAAAAUAUUGUCAGCUCUACAUGUCUUGUGUUGGGUUCGAAUUGUAUCGAAGCAUGGGUAUAAAAUUACAUGGACCAACCCUAACCUAACUCAUUUAA